Molecule: messenger RNA, 1290 nt
Organism: Chaetura pelagica (chimney swift)
Lineage: Eukaryota; Metazoa; Chordata; Aves; Apodiformes; Apodidae
Product: peripheral-type benzodiazepine receptor-associated protein 1
Exons: 11
Coding region: 1-1290 (429 amino acids)
Biological process (GO): neuromuscular synaptic transmission
Source: RefSeq, a predicted model, not a curated record
AUGCCUUUAGCUGGCACACAUUGCCUCAUUGUAUGGACAUUAGACUCAGUUGUCAUAAAUACCAAAAAGAAAGCUCUCAGUCAUAUUCUGGAUCAUGGAUGUCCUGUACUGGAUUCCCCCAAGGCAAAUCAAUCAUUUUCAAAAGUGGAUAAGCCCUUCACGAAAGAGGAAGACAAAGUGUCCAAAAAGGGCAACAAGAAAGAAAAACAAACAUCUGAAAAGCCUCCACACAUCACAUCUGAGGGCAGAGGCAAACAGAAAAGUAGCUCAAUAACUGUUAAGAAGAGCAAGAUUAACUGUGUUUUAAAUGCGUGUACUGAAUAUCCAUGCCUGGGCUCAGGCAGCCGAGGGGGCUCAGGCGCCUCUGUGAGGAGGCAGUUCCAGCUGGUUCCCGCCGCCCCACAGGCGCAGCUGAGCCCCUCGGGUGCCUCGGGGGAAGCAGGUGAUGUCAGCCCUUCAACUUCGUUGACAUUGUCAUCCAGUAACACUGCUGUCAUCACACAGACAAUUACCAGAACACUUCCUCUAAAGCAGAAAAAGCACUUUGUCAAUGUUAAGGCCCAGCAUUUGCAAAAUAGCAACAAAAAAUCCAAAAGUAGAAAAGAUUUGGAGAUCCAACUGCUGCAAGUGGAGUGCGAAGAACUCAAAAAUCAGCUUGGGUGCCUGAGGGAAGGGCUGAUGGGGCAGAAGCCAGGAGACACAGAACAGUUACUGAAACAGUCCCAGAGAGAGUUGUUGUGGCUUCAGAGACAGCUGUCCUUUAUCUCCAGAGGAGGCCCUGUGUGUGUCUUGGCAGCUAGCAAGGAAAAUGAACUGAAGGAUGCUGUGCAAGAAAAGAACCGCCUGAGCCUCCAGUAUGCAAGUGUGUCCCAAAAAGCACUGCAGUAUGACCAGUUAAUUAAAUUAAAAAAAAAAAAAAAAAAAAAAAAAAAAAAAAAAAAAAAAAAAAAAAAAAAAAAGGAAAAAAAGUACUGGUCACUUCCUGAACUGAAGUUUGAAGGAAACAUGAGCUGCACCAAUAUUAAAGUAAAAUCAGACUAUGACCAUCUUAGAGAAACCCUUCUCAGAGUGACCAAAGAACGAGAUUUGGCUUUAAAGGGAAAACACCAGCUCCAAGCCAAGCUGGAGAACUUAGAGCAGGUCCUAAAGGUAAAAUCAGACUAUGACCAUCUUAGAGAAACCCUUCUCAGAGUGACCAAAGAACGAGAUUUGGCUUUAAAGGGAAAACACCAGCUCCAAGCCAAGCUGGAGAACUUAGAGCAGGUCCUAAAGAGAGUCACAGAAGCUUAA